CCAUCUGUGGACCAUUAGGUAGAUGUGAGGUAUUUAUUCCUACUAACCAAUAUUGGCUGUUUGGGUUUAAUCUCAUAGCACGUUUGCUUAAUUUUCUACCGGGCUGCAUGCGAAUUUUCAAUCAACUCAAAGUAGCAAUGAAGUACAUAGAUAUUGGUGCCAAUCUCACGGACCCCAUGUUUCGUGGCAUCUAUGGCGGUACACAAAAGCAUACUGACGAUUUGAACUUGGUGUUGGAACGUGCAUGGAGGCAAGGUGUAGAGAAGAUGAUAGUUACAGUAGGCACACUGAAUGAGGCGGAUGAAGCAUUAAAUUUGGCAAAAACAAAUGAUCGCCUGACUGUUACAAUGGGUUGCCAUCCAACGCGCUGCAAUGAAUUCUCGCCCGAUCCGGAACAAUAUUAUGAAGAUUUACGUAUGAAAAUUCGUGAAAAUCCAGACAAAGUUAUCGCUGUGGGUGAAUGUGGACUCGACUAUGAUCGGCUGCAUUUCUGUGAAAAAGACACCCAGAAAAAGUAUUUCGAAAAACAACUCAGUUUGGCGGCUGAAUUUCGCUUGCCACUUUUCCUACAUUGUCGCAGUGCACAUGCUGACUUUAUGGAAAUACUCGAACGUAAUCGAGACAAGCUAUUGGAAUGUGGUGGCGGUGUCGUACAUAGCUUUGAUGGCACUUUAGAGGAAGCAGAAAAAGUAAUCUCUUACGGUGGCCUUUACAUAGGCUUAAAUGGCUGUUCGCUUAAGACGUUAGAUAAUUUAGAAGUGGUGAAGGAAUUGCCCAACGAAUGCAUUAUGUUAGAAACGGAUUGUCCGUGGUGCGGCAUAAGACCAUCGCAUGCCGGUUCUAAAUUUGUUAAAACCAAAUUUGCGGCAGUUAAGAAAAAAGAGAAAUGGACAGCAGAGACACUGGUGGACGGACGCUGUGAGCCAUGCCAAAUAAGUCAAGUGUUGGAGGUCAUUGCUGGGGUGAAGGAAUGCGAUGUUAGCAAACUUGCCGAAAUUUACUAUGAUAACACUUUGGAGUUGUUCUUUAAUAAAAGUAAAAAGUGAGCAUUUUAA
This is a messenger RNA of Bactrocera tryoni, 1055 nucleotides long. RefSeq names its product putative deoxyribonuclease TATDN1. Gene Ontology annotation, cellular component: cytosol. The record is from RefSeq and is a predicted model, not a curated record. Gene Ontology annotation, molecular function: 3'-5'-DNA exonuclease activity. Lineage: Eukaryota; Metazoa; Arthropoda; Insecta; Diptera; Tephritidae. The transcript is spliced from 4 exons. Bases 108 to 1046 code for a protein of 312 amino acids.